Molecule: messenger RNA, 1396 nt
Organism: Sorex fumeus (smoky shrew)
Lineage: Eukaryota; Metazoa; Chordata; Mammalia; Eulipotyphla; Soricidae
Gene: AURKB
Product: aurora kinase B
Exons: 8
Coding region: 1-915 (304 amino acids)
Biological process (GO): regulation of cytokinesis; mitotic spindle organization; protein phosphorylation
Cellular component (GO): spindle midzone; spindle pole centrosome; spindle microtubule
Molecular function (GO): ATP binding; protein kinase activity
Source: RefSeq, a predicted model, not a curated record
AUGGCUCAGAAGGAGAACGCCUACCACUGGCCCCUAGGCCAGCAGACGUCUCUCUCUGGCCUGAACACCCUGCCCCAGAGAGUCCUCCGGAAGGAAACUACCACCUCAUCUGCGCUUGUCCUCAUGAACCGCUCCAAUGCCCGGCCCACAGCUGCCCAAGGCCAGAAGGCGGAGGAGAGCAGCAGUGGGACAUCCAACUUGAUUAAACGCAACUUCACAAUUGACAACUUUGAGAUUGGGCGUCCCCUGGGCAAAGGCCUCCUCUGUCUCUUCUCCAGGCAUCCCAACAUCUUGCGGCUCUACAACUAUUUCUAUGACCGCCGAAGGAUUUACUUGAUCCUGGAGUAUGCGCCCCGGGGGGAACUCUACAAGGAGCUACAGAAGAGCCGUACUUUUGAUGAGCAACGAACAGCUACGAUCAUGGAGGAGCUGGCAGAUGCUUUGAUCUACUGCCAUGGGAAGAGGGUGAUCCACAGAGACAUAAAGCCAGAGAACUUGCUCUUGGGGCUCCAAGGAGAGCUAAAAAUCGCCGACUUUGGAUGGUCUGUGCACGCUCCUUCCCUGAGGAGGAAGACCAUGUGUGGCACCCUGGACUACCUUCCCCCAGAGAUGAUUGAGGGACGCACCCACAACGAGAAGGUGGAUCUUUGGUGCAUCGGAGUACUCUGCUAUGAGCUGCUGGUGGGAAACCCGCCCUUCGAGAGUGCUUCACACAAUGAGACGUACCGACGUAUCGUCAAGGUGGACUUGAAGUUUCCCGCUUCUGUGCCUGCAGGAGCCCAGGACCUCAUCUCCAAGCUUCUCAAGCACAACCCUUCCGAACGGCUGCCGUUGGCCCAGGUUGCAGCCCACCCUUGGGUCAAAGCCCACUCUCGGAGGGUGCUGCCUCCCUCUGCCCUUCAUUCUGUUCCCUGAAUUGUCCCCGUCAUUUACUCAGUUGUCCCCAUGUUUGUUCAUGUAUAUGUGUUGGAAGGAGGGGGCCCUGGCCUCUUCCCCUUUUCUGUCUUCUACCUCCUUUUUAUUUAAUAAAAAUUCAAGCUUUUUUAUUGCUGAGUACAGGAAACUUGGCUAUGGAGCAAAUGCCCCUCUGUAGGAAGGAGGCUGUACUAUUACUGCGGCCCCCAAACUGAAACUUGGAAAACAGUUUGCACAGACGAGGGUUCCAGAGGCCUGGCUGGACAAUACUGGCCCAUGAAGACUGUAGUAGAAACCAUUUGACCUCUAACCUCAUUGAUCUUUAUUACAAUGCUGAAACACGUACCCUCAGAUGACAGUUCUCUGCCAACUUUUAUGCAUUUGAUAUAUGUUCUUUGUUCCUCAAUUCCUGUAAAAUUGCUAGAAUACUCAUUCUAUAUAUAAUCCAUAACAUCUCUCUGCUGAGCAUAAAACCAGAGCC